AUGGCCACCACACUUCCUCCCAAAAAUGACAAACCAUUUGGCAUUUCUCAGAUCCGUGCCUACAUCCCUAUCGUCCUUGACAUGGAUAAACUCAACUACGAUACCUGGAGAGAGUUGUUCGAAACUCAUUGUUUCACUUUUGGCGUCUCGGGCCACCUCGAUGGCUCCUCACCACAACCCUCAACCGAUCCAGCAUCGUGGAAGGAACAUGAUGGCCUUGUCAAGAUGUGGAUUUACGGAACCAUUUCCGAAUCCAUUCUUGACACUGUCCUCAAAACCAAAUGCACGGCCCGUGAUUUGUGGUUGUCCAUCGAGAACCUGUUCCGUGACAACAAGGAAGCACGUGCUCUGCAGCUUGACAAUGAGUUACGCAAUCUCUCAGUUGGCGAUCUCUCCAUUCACGAGUACUGUAAGAAACUCAAGACCCUCUCCGACCUCCUUGCCAACGUGGACUCCCCUGUCCCUGAACGGAUCCUUGUUAUGCAUAUGCUUAAUGGCCUCAAUGACAAGUUUGAUUCCAUCAUCAAUGUGAUCAAACACAAAAGCCCCUUCCCCUCCUUCUCCACUGCUCGAUCCAUGCUGAUCAUGGAGGAAGAACGCCUCAAGAAGCUGAUCCGCCCUAAUCCCUCCAAUCCGCAUCAUCAAUCCGCCUCUGACGUGCUCUACACGGCAUCUGAUUCACCACAACGCUACAAUAGCAACAGCAACAAUAACAACCGUGGCGGGCGUGGCAGAGGACGUGGCGGACGGUUCAACAACAACAACAAUCGCUCCCGCGGUGGUCGUUACAACAACAAUGGCAACAACUCGUGGUCCACUCCACCACCUCUACCAUCUUGGCCGUACAGCGCUCCGUAUCCGUAUCCGUACGGGUAUCCUCCCCACCCAUCUCCACAACACAACUACUACCAUGGACCGUCCUACGCAUCGUUGCCACAACACCAUCAGCCUCAACUUCACCACUCCGGCAGCCUCCUUGGACCACCUCCUAGACAACAUGGCGAGUCACAUCUUACCCAAUCGGUGUCCUCUACUCCUCCUAGCGAUCAGAUCCCCACUGCUCUCUCUCAUGCGUUCAACACAAUGAGCCUGCAGGACCCAUUUGAUCCAGCCUGGGUUAUGGACACUGGUGCCACCAGCCAUGUCACGCAGCAGCAAGGUAAUCUACGUUCUACCUUUAAUUUGAGUCCUCUUCCUCUGAUUAAGGUUGGCAAUGGUGCUUUAGCUCCUGUUACUAAAAUGGGUCUUGGUAGUAUCCCUUCCUCCUCUCGUCCUCUAUCUUUACACAAUGUUCUUGUUUGUCCCUCUAUUAUCAAAAACUUGAUUUCGGUACGACGGUUUGUCACUGAUAAUAAUUGUACCGUUGAAUUUGACCCUUUUGGUUUCUCUGUUAAGGACCUUCCAACCCGACUUCCCCUGCUCCGGUGCAAUAGUUCUGGUCCUCUCUAUCCGGUGACACAACCCGCCGGUCACACUAUGCCACUUGCACUCACCUCCGGCGCAAUUUGGCACAAGCGAUUGGGUCACCUUCAUGAUGCCUCUCUUCGUCGUUUAGCUUCCUCGUCUUCUUUUAUUUCUAGUAAUAAGGAUUCCACAUUGUGUCAUGCUUGCCAACUCGGCAAACAUACACGACUUCCUUUUGUUUCUUCUACUUCUAGUGUUUCCUCUGCUUUUGAUUUAAUUCACUCUGAUUUAUGGACCUCACCUGUUUCAAAAAAAGUGACGUGUUUAGCAGAUAUUUACAUUUUUCCGCAUAUGUCAAAACCCAAUUUCGUUGCUCCAUCAAAGCUCUCCAAUGUGACAAUGGUGGGGAGUUUACCAACCGGGCCAUGCUCGAUUUCUUGGCGUCUGAAGGCACCAUAA
Molecule: messenger RNA, 1863 nt
Organism: Camelina sativa (false flax)
Lineage: Eukaryota; Viridiplantae; Streptophyta; Magnoliopsida; Brassicales; Brassicaceae
Source: RefSeq, a predicted model, not a curated record